GCUGCGCCCAUGAGCUUUCUUAUUUCGCCAGAAGAAGAAAUUUAUAUUUAGAUGUAAUGAUGUGAUCUAAAGAAUGACAAGUAGUGUAUCUCGUCUUAACAAAUAAGAUAACAGAUAUGCUUUAGUCUGAUUGUGGGAAUUUAUCGAACAAUCAAAAAUGGCUGAAAAAAUGAAGGACGCAUUCGAGUUCGUAAUCGUCGGUGGAGGGAUUGCAGGAGUGAGCUGUGCUGAAAUGCUGUCGUCUCAGUGUCCUGAUGUUGAAAUUCUACUCGUUACUGCCUCCCCACUCAUCAAAGCCAUCACGAACUACAAAAAGAUAUCUAAAACAUUGGAAGAAUUUGAUGUAGAGGAACGACCUUGGAUGUCAGUACAGCAGGACUGUCCCAAUGUCAAGGUCAUUCAGACAGAGGUCACGGCACUGGAUGCUGAAGAACAUAUGGUAACAGUGCGUGAUGGACAGACGUUUCACUACAAACAACUCUGUAUUUGUUCCGGAGGCCGACCUAAGGUCAUUGCAAAGGACAACCAAUAUGUUCUGGGUAUUCGUGAUACACAAAGUGUCAAGGAGUUUCAGAAACAUCUACACCAAGCCCGUAGAAUAUUGGUUGUAGGAAAUGGAGGGAUCGCAACAGAACUUGUGUAUGAAGUUCAGGGUUGCGAGGUGGUCUGGGCCAUCAAAGACAAGUCUAUAUCUAGUGCCUUCGUUGAUGCUGGAGCGGCAGAGUUUUUCUUACCGAAACUUAAUUCGGAGAAAGACGAGGGAAGCAAACCCUCAAAACGUCUUAAAUAUACCUCCGAAGAUAACAACCUUCAAGAGGAACCAAAAGAAGAAACAUUUGGGGGUGCCCUUGGUCCAGAUUGGUCAGCAAAUCUAAAAAUGACCGGUCAACAGGAAAUAUCACAUCAGGUUCACGUGGAGUACAGAGUAGAGGUGAAGGUCAUCCACACUGCUGAUGACUUCGUUGCCAAGGGAAUGACUGACUCUACUCCGCCAGGCUUUACUCAGGAACAAUGGCCAGUCUAUGUGGAACUGACCAAUGGUCAAGUAUAUGGCUGUGACUUUGUGGUCAGUGCAACAGGUGUGGUCCCAAACACCCAACCCUUCAUCACACAUAACCAGUUCUCAGUAGCAGUAGAUGGUGGAUUGUUGGUAACCGAGAGGAUGGAGACUACAGUCCCUGAUGUGUAUGCUGCGGGAGAUGUCUGUAGUGCUAAUUGGACACCCUCACCACACUGGAUGCAGAUGAGGCUGUGGACCCAGGCCAGACAGAUGGGUGCAUAUACAGCUCAGUGUAUGGUGGCCAAAGUCAGGGGUGAGGUUAUCUCCCUUGACUUCUGCUUUGAAAUGUUUGCACAUGUCACCAAGUUUUUUGGAUUCAAGGUGAUUUUGCUGGGGAAAUUUAAUGCUCAGGGUUUAGAAGGUAACCAUGAACUGCUGUUACGGAUGACAAAAGGUAAGGAAUACAUCAAAGCGGUACUAAAAGAUGGUACAAUGCAGGGUGCCAUCCUUAUAGGAGAGACGGAUCUGGAAGAGACAUUUGAAAAUCUUAUUCUCAACCAGAUAGACUUGACACCCUUCAAGGACGACCUUCUUGAUCCUAACAUCGAUCUUGAGGAUUUUUUUGACUGACAGCUGCUCUUUGAAAUACUAGGGGUGCUAAUGGAAGAAAUAGACGUCCUCAUAAGAUACAAGUGCUGCUAAUAGGAAAUAGGACACCUCCCUAGUGUUGUAGGUUUCACCUUGUCAGUUUCGGUGAAAGAAGACAGCAAAAAGUGUGGAAUCCAUUUAGCAGCGUUUGUAUUUCAUCAAUAUCUUUGUCACUUUAACUGGAACCAGUUGUCUGAGUAAAUAUUUUCUCUCUUUAACCUCACAGUCAACACAACAGAUACAAAAUAAUUAUGUUUCCAUGGAAGGUUUGUCAAAAAUUUUCACGGCAACCAGCUGGAUUCAAUAUCUAAAAAUCUGUAAUUUUUAUAUUAUCAGGGUUUUUUUUGUUUUUUUUUUAUCAGUUUGAGUCCUAAAACAAAUACAUUUUUUUUUUUCAAAUUUCAAGUUUUUAAUGCAUCAACGAAUUUGUGUAUAAUUGCUAUUGAGCCUUUGAUUUUACUUGUGAUGUUGAGAUCCUGAACAAAUAUAUUUUAGAAAUAGGCUUUUACUAUUUCUGGAUAAAAUAUUUAAAAAAAAACUAACUGAUUAGGCCGUUGGCUGUCCUUACUAUCGUAAUUACCGGAAUUGCCCUUUUAAGGGCACAUCCACCAGUACAUGUACCUAGCUUCCUGGAAAGGGGAAGGAUGUGCGUAAUGAAGCACGUAAAAAUAUUGUUUACCUCACUGAUCUGCCAAUACAAUCUUAAGGUUUUAAAUAAAAAGUAUUGGAAAAUGAAAAAGAGAGUCUAUAAAAUAUGGGUUUUUUUUUUUAAACCAGAGUUCAAAUGAUAAUAAUUUUAUCAAGCUCACCCCUAUUGCAGUUUUGCAAUGAUGUUUUAGGUCAACUUUGGUAAUUCAGGCAAAUUUGUUUGUACCCUUUAUGAUUGGAAAAUACACUUCUGUACCUCUGUUUUAUAGGAGAUAUUUUGGAUAUACAAUGUUAUUUAUUUUUAUGAAUUGUUGUCUGAUUAAAUGAAACAACGCUAUGUU
Messenger RNA from Pecten maximus, 2637 nucleotides. Its product is annotated as pyridine nucleotide-disulfide oxidoreductase domain-containing protein 1-like. Bases 158 to 1630 code for a protein of 490 amino acids. Gene Ontology annotation, molecular function: oxidoreductase activity; flavin adenine dinucleotide binding. NCBI's taxonomy places the organism in Eukaryota, Metazoa, Mollusca, Bivalvia, Pectinida, Pectinidae. The transcript is spliced from 14 exons. The record is from RefSeq and is a predicted model, not a curated record.